AACGUCAGAGCAGAGCGGUUUCCGACGUUUAAGAGCAUUGAUUGCCCACCAUGGCCAUUACGCCGACCCAAUUUGCUAAGAAGACGGCGCAGUCGGCCAAUUGGUCCGACGCCAAGCGUCGAGUACUUUCCUCCUACCGAGAAUGGAUUCGAGCUGCCCCCGAAGUCCAAACCAUGUACAACAUGCCCAUGCCCGUUUCCACCAUCAGAACUCGUAUGCGACAAGAAUUCGAGCGACAACGAUUUGUGAACAAGCUUUCCGUUGUUGACGUUCUUCUAUUCAAGUCCCACGCCGAAUACCAGGAGACCAUGAACUUCUGGAAGCAGACCAACCAUAUUAUGGCCUACUUCAAGGAGGAGAACUUCCGAGGUGACAAGCGACUACCAAGCAGCUUCAUGACUGGCUUCCUCGAGGGUCGCAACUAGAUUUGGACAACCAGGGGCUUGUUUGUGUAAAUAUCUCAUUGAAAGGAAUUCCUAAAAAACGCCUCUAUUUCCAUUAUGCUUCCUGUGAAUAUAACCACUUUUAAAGACCCUGGGCAUUGGGCUUUCAGAUUCAUCGAUCAAUGCCCUGCUCAGCAUUAUAGGCCUCUCUCUUGGUCCAGAACUCAUCGGCAACCACGUCGCAUACUUCCUGGAUGUCGACCAAGCCCUUCUUGAGCGCAUCGACUGCAGUACCACCUAGAAAGUUGUUAGCAGGCUCAGCAUCACAGGCAUCGUGUAUGCAUACUGUAUGUCUGAAUUCUGAUGUUCAUCUUAGGUUCUGAAGGGUGAGGAAUCGAGUACGCGCAGAACUCAACGUCAGGGCUAUAGUGCUGUUAGUAAGACCCUUGUAGAAAUUUUUGGAAUGCGUACUUCUUCAUGAUGAUAUAUCUCAGAGCAUU
Molecule: messenger RNA, 883 nt
Organism: Fusarium graminearum PH-1
Lineage: Eukaryota; Fungi; Ascomycota; Sordariomycetes; Hypocreales; Nectriaceae
Exons: 5
Coding region: 51-425 (124 amino acids)
Biological process (GO): response to oxidative stress
Source: RefSeq, a predicted model, not a curated record